AUGAAUACAUUCAUCAAACCUAGUCAAAUAUUACUUCGUGUAAUCCGUAUAAACGUCGUCGAAUUACCAUCUAGCUCUUCUUCUUUUCGUGUUCUUCUUACCAGCCAAACAAAGCGUUUUCACAGCACACAAAUUAAAUUAAAUAUGACUGGUCAAAAUACUCAAGAAACCAAACCAUUAUUCGAACGUUUACCACAAACGAUUGUACCAACACAUUACGAUUUAACUAUUCAACCACACUUGAAUACGUUUAAAUUUAAUGGCGAUGUCAAUAUCCAUUUGAAAAUCAAAGAACCAACGAAUAAAGUUGUACUUUACGCAAAUGAAUUAGAAGUUGACAACGCCAAAGUUAAAUCGAAUUCGAACGACGAACAGAAAGGUACAGUCGAUUAUGACAAAGAAGGCGAACGCAUCACCGUCAACUUCGAGAAAACGCUCGAGAAAGGUGAAUACCAGUUAUUUUUAAAAUUUGUUGGUGAGAUUAAUAACCGCAUGCGUGGUUUCUAUCGCACAAAAUAUACUACACCCGAUGGUAGUGAAGUUCGUUAUGGAGCUAGCACACAAUUUGAACCUGCUGAUUGUCGCCAAGCAUUUCCAUGCUGGGAUGAACCAAACUUCAAAGCUACAUUUGACAUCACAAUGAUUACACCCAAAAAUCUUCGUGCAAUUUCAAAUAUGCCGAUCAAAUCGGAAAGUGACUAUGCAGAAGAUAAGGAAUGGAAAGUAACUAAAUUUGAUCGCACGCCAAUCAUGAGCACGUACCUCGUGGCUUUUGUCGUUGGUGAAUACGACUUUGUUGAAACUACUGAUUCGAAUGGUGUUAGUAUGAAAGUUUAUACACCAGUUGGAAAGAAAGAACACGGACAAUUUGCCUUGGAUACUGGAGCUAAAAUUCUACCAUUUUAUGCUGAUUAUUUCAAUAUUAAAUAUCCAAUCGCGAAAGCCGAUCAAAUCGCCAUCGCAGAUUUUGCUAUGGGAGCUAUGGAAAACUGGGGCUUGAUAACGUACCGUGAAACAGCACUUUUAAUUGAUCCAAAAUUUUCUUCAAUGGACACACGACAACGGGUUGCCAUUGUUGUUGCUCACGAACUUGCUCAUCAAUGGUUUGGAAAUUUAGUUACAAUGGAUUGGUGGACUGAUUUAUGGCUCAACGAAGGAUUUGCAACCUGGAUCGAAUAUUUAGCUGUUGACAAAUGCUUUCCUGAAUUCGAUAUCUGGACGCAAUUCGUUGCCGAUACAUUCGCGCGAUUUCUCGUGCCGGAUGCGUUGAAAUCAUCGCAUCCAAUCGAAGUACCAAUCGGUCAUCCAGCCGAAAUCGAUGAAAUCUUUGAUGCAAUCUCAUACUCUAAAGGUUCAUCUGUUAUUCGUAUGUUACAUGAUUACAUUGGUGAUGAUGCCUUCCGCAAAGGUCUUCAUAACUACUUGAUUGAAUACAGUUACAAGAAUACAGUGACUGAAAAUCUCUGGUCACACUUAGCUAAGGCAUCAAACAAACCAGUCAACGAAGUCAUGUCAUCGUGGACGCUUCAAAUGGGUUACCCACUUGUAACUGUAACUGAAGAACAAUCAGACAAAAAGCGUGUUCUCAAAAUAAAACAACAACGAUUUAUUGCUGAUGGUAGUGCAGAUGAUGAAAAUCUUCAAUGGAAAAUUCCUAUUACUGUUUUCACCAAAUCCAAUCCAAAGAAGAUUGCCCAACAGGUCCUAAUGGAUAAGCCUGAAAUGACGAUUACAUUGGAUAAUGUUACUGAAGAUGAUUGGGUUAAACUGAAUUUCAAUUCCAUCGGUCUCUAUCGUGUUAAAUACGAAUCCAAAACAUUAGCGCGUCUCAAUGAACCCAUUGCUAGCAAAAUAAUUAGUCCACAAGAUCGUCUGAUGGUUCAAAAUGAUGUUGCUGCUCUAUGCAAUGCUGGUCAUCAGUCAUUUGUUGAUUAUUUGGAAUUAUUACCAUCAUUCAAAGAUGAAGAUAACUUCACCGUAUGGAAAUCGAUCGCAUCGAACAUGGGUGAUCUUUCAUCAUUACUUGAAUAUACAACUUAUUUUGAUGAAUUCAAACGAUAUCGUUUGAAUCUCUUCUCGUCGAUUCAAAAGAAACUUGGUUGGGAUGCUAAACCUGGCGAAGAUCCACUCUCAGCUAUGUUACGUCCAAUGAUUUUGGGUAUUGUCGGCAAAUCUGGCGAUCAAGAUGUGAUCAGUGAAGCUAAGAAACGCUUUCAACGUCAUAUCGAUGGUGAUUUAAUGGAUCCCAACAUUCGCGGAGCUGUUUACGUAAUCGUUGCACGUUAUGGAGAUGAAGGCACACAAGAAGAACUUCGCCAAUUGUUCGCUGCAGCAGACAUGACCGAAGAAAAAGUUCGAUUACUCCGUGCUAUGGGUCAAGCAAUUAAACCAAAGAUUAUUGAAAAUACAUUGAAAUUCAUUUUUGAAGGCGAUAAUGUCCGUAUGCAAGAUUCAAUCUCUGGUCUUGUUGGUUGUACGUCAAGCCGCGACGGUCGAGACUUAGUUUGGAAAUUUUUACAAGAAAACUGGAAAACACUUGUUGAACGCUUUGGUGAAAAGAGUAACUUUCUCAUUGCUUUCGUUGAAUAUGGUUUAUCUGACUUCGCCGAUGAAAAGAUUGCUAGUGAAAUCAAAGCAUUCUUUGAAUCAGUGAAUACACCAAUUAUUGCCCGACCAGUGAAAAAAGUACUUGAAACCAUUCAUAUGCGUUCGGAAGUUCUUAAACGCGAUUCGAAAGCAAUGGAAGACUUUUUAAAAAAACAGCAAUAA
Adineta ricciae is the source of this 2769-nucleotide messenger RNA. The record is from the annotation of a GenBank genome assembly. NCBI's taxonomy places the organism in Eukaryota, Metazoa, Rotifera, Eurotatoria, Adinetida, Adinetidae.